GAGGGUGCUUUCCACACUACUCAGACCACAAUCCACUAUGAUCAACACAGAGAACAGAGUUGACAAGCAGCAGAUAAAACUAAACAGGAUUUCAAACAGGGCCCGUAAGGAGCUCAAGUCACCAUAGACAAAACAUUCCACAUUCAGCGACCUCAUGUCCUGUUUGUUACAUCUAAAGUUGUCGCACUUGUUGAGGUCUCAACAUUUGAGAGAAAUUGAGAAAUUGCGGAGAAAGGGUGCUAUGGAAAAAAAAAAAACAGGAAAUACUUACAUAUCUCAUCAUCAUUGCCACCGCAUUAGAUGACAUUUCAGCAGCGACACACCUUUUCGUCUUGUGACCUUGCCGCUGUUUAACCACUUCGGUCCACAUCAGCAUCUGCAGCUACUGAUGUGUUCUACCCAGAUGUCUCAUCCAGUGAUGAAAAACCAACUGACGUUCAUCGUACAACUGAAGCUUUGGCAGAAAAAGCAGCUCCUCCUCCUCUCCUUUGUUCUAUCUGGCAUUUUUUUAAAGUGGAUGCUCCCUUUUCAGAGCCAUGAAAACCUUUUUUACAACAGCAGCCACAGUGCAGGGAACAUAACUAUCCUACUGUGGUACUGGCCUUUUGGCGUUCAGCACAACCUGGAGGGCGACAUCUGCCUGGAGAGUUUUGGAAUCUCUGGCUGCCAUCUGGUAGAUAACCGCACACACUACCCCCUCGCUGAAAUAGUGGUGUUUCAUCACCAUGAGCUGAAGUUGCAAGUCCAGACGUUGCCUCUCCAUCUCCCUCGGCCAGCCUCUCAAAGAUGGGUCUGGCUGUCUCUGGAAGCCCCGGAAAACAACGGCAAUAUGAAUCAGUACGCGGGCCUCUUCGACCUGACCAUGUCAUACAACCCUGCUGCGGACAUUACAGUGCCGUAUGGGAAAUCUGUGCCCAAGAAGAGAGAUGGUGAGGAAGGGCCUGGCGACUUCACCCUCUCAACAAAUAAGAGUGAGCUGGCCUGCUGGGUGGUCUCAAACUACAAGAAGUGGCACAAACGGAGCACAGUGUACAAGCAGCUGCAGCAGACCAUCGCGGUGCAGGUGUACGGCGAAGCUGUGAACAGGCCUCUGGAUCAGGGGUCGCUGCUAACCACCAUCUCACGCUGCUAUUUUUACCUGGCCUUUGAGAACACAGUCUCUCCACACUACAUCACAGAGAAGCUGUGGCGAAACGCCUUCCUGGGGGGUGCAGUGCCCGUGGUCUUGGGACCUCCACGCAGCGACUAUGAAGCUGUGGCACCACCACACUCUUUCAUCCACGUGGAUGACUUCGAAUCCACAGACGCCCUGGGCAGGUUCCUAACAGAACUGGCUAGAGAUGCAGAGCGCUACAAGUCAUACUUUGCAUGGCAUCAGAGCAACAGUAUCAAACUUUAUACAGACUGGAAAGAAAGACUCUGUACCAUCUGUGUUGUUUAUGAUAAACUGCCAUACCACAAAUACCAGGGCUUGGAAGCAUGGCCAACUGAUUGAUAAAGGACAUAGAUCUCGCACAUUACAUUUUCUUCCUUGUGAGUUCGGAGUGGUCUGUGUCUUUAUUACACAGGAAGGUACCUUUAUAGACCAGGCACGGUUAAGCUUAUCCACAAGUAAAGAAGAAAACCAAAAAAACAAAAAACACACAAGUUAAAAAAAAAACCCACGACACUUUCCAAAAAUCAAGCAAUGAUCAAGGGGUCUGGAUUAAUGUUUUAGUACCAUCGGUUACCGCACACUACUUAUGGGCAAGGACUUGGCAACUGAAACCAAUGAGGGAGGGCAGAGAGAAACCCUUACCAGUUGCACUUUAAUCCACAGGAUGUCAAGUGUAACCACCAAAAAAAAAAAAGCUUGCAAGUAGGUUGCGUAACAGAUCCAUAAACUUACCAGGGUAAUUUUUAUUAAAAAAGGAAACACUAGACUUGCCUCAGACAGUCCCUACCAGUCUUGACAAGACAUCUGUUUCCUCAAAACAUUCAUCACCCAUAAAUCAGUUUUUUGUUUUUUUGUUUUUUAAAAGGAAGACAUUACAAUACUUUGUGCAUUUUUUUUUAAUAUACUCUAAAGGACAAUAUAGUACCAGACUGUAGAAUUGUGCUUCAAUUGCUAGCAUUCAAAUUAUGUACCCGUCAAUUGCCAGAAAAGAUUUGUACAGGAAUAUUUCAAUAAAUUAUCAAAUUAGGCUUCAUUUACAAUGCAUGUGAGAAAGUAUAAUGUGAUAAUUAAGGCACAAACAUCUACAUUAACAAAUGCAGGAAUGAUUCAGCUGUGAGAAAGGAGAGCAAUGUCUGAUGCCCUUCCAGAGCCCACUUAUCCAUUUUAAAAAACCUACCCAGGCACUGUUAAAAUGCAACAUGUCAAAAGUCAGCAAUUUGUCCAGAAACGGCUCUACUCAAUACUGCAUAUGCUCAUUAUCAAAUACCGAAAAAGAGAAAGGGAAUCUGUACAUGAAUAAAGGG
This is a messenger RNA of Electrophorus electricus (electric eel), 2460 nucleotides long. It is a transcript of the gene fut7, whose product is annotated as fucosyltransferase 7 (alpha (1,3) fucosyltransferase). Gene Ontology annotation, cellular component: membrane. Lineage: Eukaryota; Metazoa; Chordata; Actinopteri; Gymnotiformes; Gymnotidae. The record is from RefSeq and is a predicted model, not a curated record. Gene Ontology annotation, molecular function: alpha-(1->3)-fucosyltransferase activity.